Messenger RNA from Haliotis rufescens (red abalone), 4599 nucleotides. Its product is annotated as chitinase-like protein PB1E7.04c. The transcript has 12 exons. The record is from RefSeq and is a predicted model, not a curated record. NCBI's taxonomy places the organism in Eukaryota, Metazoa, Mollusca, Gastropoda, Lepetellida, Haliotidae. Bases 1 to 4599 code for a protein of 1532 amino acids.
AUGGCCCCACCCUACAAGGGGAUACUCGUCACCCUAGCGGUCAUCCUCACAGACUCCCUGUACACUCAAUUGCUGUUAGAGGAGGCCCACCAAAGGAUGUUUGGACCAUCUGCGCUCAUCUGUCUCGAUCUUUUUGAUGACCUCCACAAAGGGAAGAUGUUUGAGAGCAACACCGAGUUCAUUGAGAGUGGUGGAGGGAUUGUGACGUUGACGUACACGUCUGCCAAUGACGUCCCAGACAUGUUCAAUGGGCGAGGCUGCUGGAGAGGUCAAGAACAGAGACUACGCUCAUCCAUCUAUGACGAUGAGCUGUUCGUCGAGAGGAAGAAUGCUGACCUGAUACCAACGCAAGCCCUUCAGCACUUUCCUACAUACAUCUCUGUGAAAUCACCGACUUACAGAAAGGCAGAAGACUCGUCACAAGGUACCCAAGACAAGACAGUCUAUCCAACUGGAGGGCGAGCCGGUGAUGACUUUCUGAUUGCUGGUGAAGGUGACAACAACGAAAGCAUUAUACUCUUCACCACAAGAGAAAACAAGAACACCUCUGUGAUGCUGAUAACGAGGCAACCUACACCAGGACAUUUCAGACGAUACAACAAGAAGCAGAGCGACACCAUCUGCUUCUCCAACCACAAGUCCUUUCAGAUUGACCUUGAAGAGGCUGCUGCAAAUGCUGCUACUCCUGCGUUCGACAGAGUACAGAUCCGCAGAUGUUUCUUCCACUUUGCUGAGCCAUGGACGUCCGUAGAUUCUGCGAACGUGAUCAGCAAAGACGCUAGCAAAGCUAGCCACAACAAUGGCGAGAGCACCUACAAGUUGCCGAAACACCUUCUGUACAGCACCCCCUCUCCUUCACUGGAGCCUCCCCACCGCCGAGUGCGGAGGGACCUCACCCUCAGUGAGGACCGGAUUCACAUACACGGGAGACUCCGCAUCAUUCACGGGAUAGACUGGAACCCGGACUUCCUGUACAGCAACACGUCGGCAUUCGUCGACUUGGAAGAUAAAAUCAUCAAUCUGCUGGAUUCAAUACUUCUGUCGAGCUCCCUGUCGGAUAACUAUUACUCUGCCGUCAUCCAAGGCUUCAGAGAAGGCAGUGUGGAGGUGGACUUCACAAUCGUAUUGAAGACUCCCAACACAACCAGCAACAGCAGCAGCGACAACUCCACCACCGUCAUCGACGGCAGCACCCUUACUGGCGUUUUCAUGGAUGCACUCAGCAAUGCCUCGUCAAACUUCAGCGUAGAAACGAAUCAGACAAAUUUCUUUGAGGUCGUGAUUGAGUCAGCAGCCAGUAUCAUCAGCCAGACAGACUCUACAGAGACUCUGAGUUCUCUGAUGUCCUCCUACCUUGAACUCACCACUCAAGGACAGUCCUCAGACGUAAUGUCCUCACCGACUAGCUUACCAGAAGCAGUAAGCCUCAUUACAAGUUCGCCAGUAAGUGACCUUUAUUCUGAUUCGGUUGUUGAUAGCUCGCAUGGCUCGUCAACAGAACUACCAAGCGCUGCACUGCUGACAUCUGUUAGUCUGCUAUCUCAACACUCCUCCGAGUCCACUGUGUCUUCAUCCGAGACUCAAACAGCAGAGCAAACUGAUCCCACCAAGCAACUGUCAGCUUCUGCUUCUGUCAUCUUAUCUACAGAUGCUACUGCUAUGCUCUCUUCUGAAGCUUCAUCAACUGCCCAUUCAUCUACUAUUUCAUCAUUCGUGACAUCAUCAUCAUCUUUGGCAUAUGCUGAUUCUUCUGUUAUCUCAUCUGAAGCUCCAUCAACUGUUUCUUCAUCUGCUGCCUCGUCUACUGUAAUGCCAUCUUCAGCGGAUUCCUCAACUGUAAUGUCAUCUUCAGCUGAUUCAUCAACUGUAAUGUCAACUUCGGCUGAUUCGUCUUCUGUAAUGUCAUCGUCGGCUGAUCCGUCUGCAGCUGAUUCGUCAACUGUUAUGUCAUCGUCAGCUGAUUCGUCUACUGUAAUGUCAACUUCGGCUGAUUCGUCAACUGUAAUGUCAUCGUCAGCUGAUUCGUCUACUGUAAUGUCAUCUUCAGCUGAUACGUCAACUGUAAUGUCAUCUUCAGCUGAUACGUCUAUUGUAAUGUCAUCGUCAGCUGAUUUGUCUACUGUAAUGUCAACUUCGGCGGAUUCGUCAACUGUUAUGUCAACUUCGGCGGGUUCGUCAACUGUAAUAUCAUCGUCAGAUGAUACGUCUACUGUAAUGUCAACUUCAGCUGAAUCGUCUACUGUAAUAUCAUCUUCAGCGGAUUUUUCUUCUGUAAUGUCAUCGUCAGCUGAUUGGUCUACUGUAAUGUCAUCUUCAGCUGAUACGUCUGCUGAUUCCUCUGCAGUUUCUACAUCCACGAUCCCAUUAGAAGCUUCGCCAACUGCCAUUCCAUCUGCUGCUUCUUCAACGGUGAUAUCAACUUUAACAUCUGCUGAUUUCGCUGAACCUUCCACAACUAUGACCCCAACUGAUAAUCUGUUACCUUCAUCACUGGUCACCUCAACUGAAGCUGUGGCUUCUCCGCUGGAAAGCCUGUCGUCGACAGAAUCCACAAAGGUAACACAGGCCCAUAUACUUGAAUCAUUCAUCACUAACUUUUCGGAAACUAUUGCAGAAACAUCAUUAUCAUUAUUAUUAUCGUCAUCGCCUGCUUUAACGUUGAUGCCCCCAGCUCCUACCCUCUUCAGCAGUGAUGCAGGCAGCACCACCGAAGACAUAUCAUUUUACACUGAACAUGUUCCAGUAGGAGGUAGUAGCAUUGCGACGUCUGAUUCAUGGUCUGAUUCAACAGUAAUGUCACCUUCAGCUGAUUCGUCAACUGUUAUGUCAUCUUCAGCGGAUUCGUCUACUGUAAUGUCAUCGUCAGCUGAUUCGUCUACUGUAAUGUCAUCGUCGGCUGAUUCGUUCACUGUAAUGUCAUCGUCGGCUGAUCCGUCUACUGUAAUGUCAUCGUCGGCUGAUCCGUCUACUGUAAUGUCAUCGUCGGCUGAUUCGUCUACUGUAAUGUCAUCCUCAGCUGAUUCGUCUACUGUAAUGUCAUCGUCGGCUGAUUCGUUCACUGUAAUGUCAUCGUCGGCUGAUCCGUCUACUGUAAAGUCAUUGUCGGCUGAUCCGUCUACUGUAAUGUCAUCGUCGGCUGAUUCGUCUACUGUAAUGUCAUCGUCAGCUGAUUCAUCUACUGUAAUGUCAACUUUGGCUGAUUCGUCAACUGAAUUGCCAGCUUCGGCGGAUUCGUCAACUGUAAUGUCAACUUCGGCUGAUUCGUCUACUGUAUUGUCGUCUUCAGCUGAUUCGUCAACUGUUAUGUCAUCUCCGGCUGAUCCGUCUGCUGAUUCAUCAACCAUGAUGUCAUCUUCGAUCGAAACUUCCACCGCUUCACCUACCAUGUCAUCUUCAGCUGAUUUGUCUACUGUAUUGCCAGCUUCGGCGGAUUCGUCAACUGUAAUGCCAACUUCGGCUGAUUUGUCAACCGUAAUGUCAUCUUUAACUGAUUCGUCUACUGUGAUCUCAUCUUCAGCUGAUUCGUCUACUGUAAUAACAUCUGCUGAUUUCGCUGAACCUUCCACAACUAUGACCCCAACUGAUAAUCUGUUACCUUCAUCACUGGUCACCUCAACUGAAGCUGUGGCUUCUCCGCUGGAAAGCCUAUCAUCGACAGAAUCCACAAAGGUAACACAGAUCCAUAUACUCGAAUCAUUCAUCACUAAUUUUUCGGAAACUAUUGCAGAAACACCAUUAUCAUUAUCGUCAUCGCCUGCUUUAACGUUGAUGCCCCCAGCUCCUACCCUCUUCAGCAGUGAUGCAGGCAGCACCACCGAAGACAUAUCAUUUUACACUGAACAUGUUUCAGUAGGAAGUAGUGGCAUUGCGACGUCUGAUUCAUGGUCUGAGUCAACAGUAAUGUCAUCUUCAGCUGAUUCGUCAACUGUUAUGUCAUCUCCAGCUGAUCCGUUUGCUGAUUCAUCAACCGUGAUGUCAUCUUCUAUCGAAACCUCUGCCUCUUCAUCUACAAUGUUAUCUUCAGCUGAUUCGUCAACUGUUAUAUCACCGUCAGCUGAUUCGUCUGCUGUAAUGUCAUCUUCAACUGAUUGGUCCACUGUAAUGUCAUCUUUAGCUGAUGCGUCUGCUGAUUCCUCUGCAGUUUCUACAUCCACAAACUCAUUAGAAGCUACCAUGUCCCCUUCAGCUGAUUCGUCUACUGUAAUGUCAUCUUCAUCAUCAUUAACAGGUUCCAGUGCUCCCGAGUCAGCUGCAGUAACAUCACAAGAAGCUUCCAGCUCAACUUUAGUAAUGCUGGAGACAUCUUCACCGAUUACGUCCGACAGCAGUACAAGACUUUUGACUGAAGAAAGUGGACAGUUCUCAACAUCGGUCGAGACCCAUGGACUAACUACUGAAAUAUCUAAUGUAGCAUCAAGUGAUACUCACAUCCUCUUCUCAACAAUAGCCCUAAUGACAUCAGAGAUUAUCGAGGCCUCACCCCCAGUUGUUCCUGUUUCAUUUACUAAAACAUCAGCUAGCGCUGACGAAAACUCCGCAGCAAGUUCCAAAGCCACAUCUAAGGACAUUGAUUCAUCACCAACAAAAGAAGUGCAUUAG